This is a messenger RNA of Zootermopsis nevadensis, 678 nucleotides long. The record is from RefSeq and is a predicted model, not a curated record. NCBI's taxonomy places the organism in Eukaryota, Metazoa, Arthropoda, Insecta, Blattodea, Termopsidae.
GAAACAUUGGUCCCUCUGAACGAGCUGAGAGAGAGGAACCUCUUUUGUGACGCGGUGUUGAGGUUGGAGGACGGCGGCGUCUUUCCAGUCCACAGAUUGAUUCUGUCAAUGCGCAGCGAAUAUUUCAGGACACUCUUCACGACAAAACUGCACACCAGUGAGGAGACAGAUAUUCUCCUCCGCGGAGUCAGCUCGGACAUGAUGACCCAGAUACUGGAUUAUGUUUAUUUUCGCGAGGUGGACAUCCGCUCCGACAACGCGUUACGGCUGCUCGAGACGGCUGAGUACUUGUGUGUACCAGGAGCUACUGAACUCUGCUGCGACUUCCUCAAGGACGCGAUGGACGUCGACAACUGUGUCGGCAUCAUGCAGUUCGCAAGGUUACACUGCAUCGCCGACCUCGAGACUCACGCUCGUCGCUUCGUUCUGCGCCACUUCGUGGAAUUGUCUCAGCAGAGCGAAGAACUUUCGGAACUGCCUCCAGAGGAGCUGCAAGCGGUAAUCGAGGCCGAGGAACUGAACGUGAAGGACGAGAGAGUUGUGUGGGAGUGCAUUCUCCGGUGGAUCAACCACGACCCGGACAACAGGAAAGGUCACAUCGCGGGCCUUUUGAAGGGCGUCAGACUGGGACGACUUGACGCAAAGUUUUUCAAUGAGACGGUCAGUAUGCCCCUGUAA